AUGUGCUACAAAGUCGUCGAACGUUUCUCCGUCUGCAAAUGCGUCUACUUUCAACACUCUAUUGACCCCUGCUCUGCUUAUGGUCAACGAGGUCAUUCCGUUCAGGAAAAGACUGUGCUAGUAGGCUAUGCCUGCACGAGUCACUCUUCUCGUGGUUCUUCUUCCUCGCCGACUGCGACCCGCUGGCCGGAUUCGGGAUACUCUAGUUCUAAGGGAUCUUAUCGGUAG
Molecule: messenger RNA, 228 nt
Organism: Penicillium angulare
Lineage: Eukaryota; Fungi; Ascomycota; Eurotiomycetes; Eurotiales; Aspergillaceae
Exons: 1
Coding region: 1-228 (75 amino acids)
Source: RefSeq, a predicted model, not a curated record